Messenger RNA from Neodiprion fabricii, 753 nucleotides. It is a transcript of the gene Svip, whose product is annotated as small VCP/p97-interacting protein. The coding region runs from base 23 to 268 and encodes 81 amino acids. The record is from RefSeq and is a predicted model, not a curated record. Gene Ontology annotation, biological process: negative regulation of retrograde protein transport, ER to cytosol; negative regulation of VCP-NPL4-UFD1 AAA ATPase complex assembly; positive regulation of autophagy. Gene Ontology annotation, cellular component: endoplasmic reticulum membrane. NCBI's taxonomy places the organism in Eukaryota, Metazoa, Arthropoda, Insecta, Hymenoptera, Diprionidae. The transcript has 3 exons.
UGCUUUGCGAAACUAAUUCGUCAUGGGUAUUUGCACAUCUUGCUGUAAACAAUCUUCGUCGUACGAAGAUCUGACACCCGAUCCGGAGGUGCGCCGUCGCCAGCAGGUUGAGGCUGCCGAGAAGCGAAUAGUUGAACAUGAGUCACGAGGCAUAGGCAACGUCGACGCCGUUAAGAGACAGCAGCAGAGAGCUGCAGAAGUGGCCAAACGCCAGGCUGAAGCUGGUAGUGUUGAUCAACAGACUGGACUCAAAUGGCAAGUGAACUGAGGUACGGUGCAGCUGUUAUAAGGACCAGGUGAAGAUGUGCACGCUUUGCAGGCAUCACACAUACUGAAUUUUCAAUCACAUGUCUGAAUAACUACUUUACACAUUGUGAUAUACUUAUACAUAUAAUACAUAUUAUAUAUAUACAUACACAUAUACACUAAUAGAUAUAUCGAUUAUACAUACAUAUUUAAUAUAUUUAUAAUAUAACAGUGAAAAACUCUACUUAUUCUAAGAUUCGAUGACUUUACACAGUGCUGACAGUAUGAUUUUUCCACACUUUUUUCAUGUUGUACAUACAAUUUAUACAUAUGAAUUUAUUCAAUGUUACUCUAAAUACGUUUAAACGAUGGAAGUGAUCGCUAAAUUUGUGUAUAUAUUGUCGUAAGCAACGGAUUAGGUUUCAUUUUAAUGCCCAAUUAGGUACAUACACUCUGUUGUCGAUUUCAAUUCUUAUACUGUUCAAUUAAUACAAUAUUCAACUCUUA